GUUUAUGCUUCCUAGUCAGAUGCACGUCGUUAAGAGUCAUCGACGCUUAUUCCUCCCAUUGGUCCACGACACAGAUGUUUCGUUUCUCAACGUCCAUCCAAGACACCAAGACCCAUCAAAGACAUGCUGCAGCGAUCAUCUUGCAUACAAAUUCCCCAUCCAUCAUGUGUGACUCACACAGGGCGACCACUAUCCAGAAUACUAAGUAUGUAGGUACGGUGUACGGAAUACUGGUAGCAUCACCACAUCACACUUCAAAUCGCGACUAUAACACGCACAACACGCUCGACAAUUCCCUCAUCCACCAGCGCGUUGUUGUCGCGUUGUCGAUUUGCUACAAGUUCAGGGUCUUGAGCAUCCCCCACAGGAACAACCAUCCUCCAUGGCCACUAUAGUCCACCACCCAUAACUUCCUUCACAACUUCCACAUUACGCC
This is a messenger RNA of Aaosphaeria arxii CBS 175.79, 436 nucleotides long. RefSeq lists its product as uncharacterized. The coding region runs from base 75 to 395 and encodes 106 amino acids. Lineage: Eukaryota; Fungi; Ascomycota; Dothideomycetes; Pleosporales. The transcript is spliced from 2 exons. The record is from RefSeq and is a predicted model, not a curated record.